AUGCCGAUUCCAAAACCGCAUGGAGGUCAACUUAACGACUUGAUUAUUCGUGACGUUGAAAAAAAGCCACAGUUGUUGAAAGAAGUUGAAAAAUUACCCCAUUUGACUUUAACCCCAAGACAAUUGUGUGAUUUAGAAUUGAUCUUGAAUGGUGGAUUUUCUCCCUUGACUGGAUUUCUCAACGAAGAUGAUUAUAAUAGCGUUGUUGAAGAUUUACGGUUAACUUCAGUCAAAAAUGAUCAAGGUAAAGGAUUGAUUUGGCCAAUUCCAAUUACUUUGGAUGUUUCUCAACAAACUGCUCAACAAUACAAAAUUGGUGAUAGAGUUGCAUUGUUGGAUUUAAGAGAUGAAACUCCAUUGGCUAUUUUGACGAUUGAAUCAAUUUACAUUCCUGAUAAACAAAAAGAAGCCAAAUUGGUAUUUAGAGGUGAUCCCGAACAUCCAGCCAACAAAUAUCUUUUCGAGACCGCCGGUGAUGUUUACAUUGGUGGCUCAUUAGAAGGUAUCAACUACCCAAAACACUACGAUUAUGUCGAUGCAAGAAAGACUCCAACUGAAUUGAGAAAUGAAUUCAAUUCCUUGGGAUGGACAAAUCAAAAUAUUGUCGCUUUCCAAACGAGAAACCCAAUGCACAGGGCCCAUCGUGAGUUGACCAUUAGAGCAGCUAAUGAUAUUGGAUCCAAUGCUCAUAUUUUAAUCCACCCAGUUGUUGGUUUGACCAAGCCAGGUGAUAUCGAUCAUCAUACCAGGGUUAAAGUUUACAAACAAAUUUUGCAAAAAUUCCCGGAAGGGUUGGCUUCAUUAUCGCUUUUGCCUUUAGCUAUGAGAAUGGGUGGUGAUAGAGAAGCCUUGUGGCACGCUUUAAUCAGAACCAAUUAUGGUGUUGACCAUUUCAUUGUUGGUAGAGAUCAUGCAGGUCCUGGUAAAAACUCGCAAGGGGUUGAUUUCUAUGGUCCAUAUGAUGCUCAAGAAUUGUUGCAAAAGUACCAAGAUGAAUUGGAUAUCAAGAUUGUUCCAUUUAGAAUGGUUACUUAUUUACCUGAUGAAGAUAGGUAUGCCCCUAUUGAUACUAUUGAUACCACAAAGGUUAAAACGGCAAACAUUUCGGGAACUGAAUUGAGAAACAAGUUGCGUACUGGAGAUGCCAUCCCUGAAUGGUUUUCGUACCCUGAAGUAGUGAAGAUCUUGCGUGAAACUAAUCCACCAAGAUUUAAACAAGGGUUUGUCAUUAUCAUUGAAACUGAAUCGAAAUUGGGCCAAUAUUUGAGUUUUGCUUUACAAUCAACCUUAAACCAGUUCAGCGGGGAAAGAAGAAUCACCAAAAUUGAUCAACAAGAACACAAUGUUGAACCUUUCAUCAUUAAUGAAUUGGUUAAAUCAGGAACUGGGGUGAUCUUGACUACUGAAAACACUCAUACUGAUAAAAUUGCCCAAUUAGCGGGUGAGGGAAACUCCAUCAUUGUUGGAUCAAAUAGUGAUGCAUCAAAGGGACAAUUCAAGUUGAAUGAGGAUCUCAAUGUUACAAUUGAUGAAAUUGUAUCCUUUUUGCAACAACAAGGGUUUUAUUAG
Molecule: messenger RNA, 1569 nt
Organism: Lodderomyces parapsilosis
Lineage: Eukaryota; Fungi; Ascomycota; Pichiomycetes; Serinales; Debaryomycetaceae
Gene: MET3
Product: sulfate adenylyltransferase
Exons: 1
Coding region: 1-1569 (522 amino acids)
Biological process (GO): sulfur amino acid metabolic process
Cellular component (GO): cytoplasm
Molecular function (GO): sulfate adenylyltransferase (ATP) activity
Source: RefSeq, a predicted model, not a curated record